UAGUUAUCGUUAUCGCUAUUGCACAUGUUGAGUUUGUUUUGAUGCAGUUUGAAAUAUUCACAUCUUGUUUAUUGAAGUAAAAUGGCUUAUGUUGCACUUAGUGAAGCAGAGAAAACAUUUAUCUUGCACGGCGUAGAGGAGGAUUUCCGCUGUGAUGGACGCUCUCGACGCGAUUACCGGCCCAUGGAACUGGAGACUGGUCUGGUCAGCAAUGCCAGCGGUUCGGCACGACUCCGGCUUGCAAACACAGACAUCUUAGUGGGUGUCAAGACAGAGAUUGAUGUGCCUAAUCCACUGACGCCAGAGUUUGGCAAACUAGAGUUCUUUGUAGACUGCUCUGCAAAUGCCACACCUGAGUUUGAAGGACGCGGCGGCUCAAAUCUUGCGCAGGAACUCAUACUGUCACUGCAGAAUGCCUACGAAUCACCCUUGGCUUUUGACUAUCGCACUUUGUGCCUGAUACCAGGGCAACAAUGCUGGAAACUUUACAUUGAUAUACUGAUACUUGAAUGUGGUGGCAAUCUGCAUGACGCCGUUUCCUUGGCUGCUAAGGCUGCGCUUUACAACACGAAACUGCCCCGUGUGACGGCAACGCUUUUGGAUGCCGGCAUUACGGAUCUAAUCAUCUCGGACAAUCCAUAUGACUGCACACGGAUUGGUAUUGAUGCAUUGCCCCUGCUUGUCACCGUGUGCAAAAUUGGUGACUACUGUCUGGUGGAUCCAACGGCCGAGGAGGAAGUCUGUAGCACUGUCAGCAUGGUGGUUUCCGUCUCUAUGCGUCAAGACACACCAUACCUCUCUGGCACUCAUAUGACGGGCGGUGGCUCAAUGCAUCGCGAUACCAUGCUAAACUGCAUCCAAUUGGGUCUCUCCAUGGGCGAGCAACUGAAUAAACUGCUGCUCAAGAUGCUGCAGUCAGAGGAAACUCGCGUGGGUCCCAAGCGACCCAAAACCGUUGGAUUUCUUAAAUAAAUCAGUCUUACUUUAUGGUAUGAAAAUUGUGUUUAAUUAAUAUAUUUCUUCUUGACAUUUUUUGACUAUGAAUGGAACAUGAAUUCUCUAACAGCUAAUGGCUGCUUCAAUUACUUUACUAUGCUUAAUUGCGUUUCUUGGUUUGUUUGCUGGCUGCAACUGGCUUCUUUUCCUUGGGCUCGGGUUGUUUCCCCGACAGCAAUGAGGUGAUCAUCUCGCUGAUUUCAGGCAUGUCGUUGGUCAUCU
Messenger RNA from Drosophila albomicans, 1218 nucleotides. RefSeq names its product exosome complex exonuclease RRP42 (gene Rrp42). The record is from RefSeq and is a predicted model, not a curated record. The transcript has 5 exons. Lineage: Eukaryota; Metazoa; Arthropoda; Insecta; Diptera; Drosophilidae. Gene Ontology annotation, cellular component: nuclear exosome (RNase complex); cytoplasmic exosome (RNase complex). Gene Ontology annotation, biological process: U4 snRNA 3'-end processing; nuclear mRNA surveillance; nuclear polyadenylation-dependent mRNA catabolic process. Bases 82 to 972 code for a protein of 296 amino acids.